Messenger RNA from Micropterus salmoides (largemouth bass), 1502 nucleotides. RefSeq names its product L-amino-acid oxidase-like. The annotation marks the transcript as partial. NCBI's taxonomy places the organism in Eukaryota, Metazoa, Chordata, Actinopteri, Centrarchiformes, Centrarchidae. The transcript is spliced from 2 exons. Gene Ontology annotation, biological process: amino acid catabolic process. Gene Ontology annotation, molecular function: L-amino-acid oxidase activity; polyamine oxidase activity. The record is from RefSeq and is a predicted model, not a curated record.
GAGUAUCUGAAAGAAGAAGGAAUUCUGAGUUCAGAAGCUGUGAGGAUGAUUGGAGACCUGCUUGACGAACAGAGCCUUAUGCACACAGCGCUGACUGAGACGAUCUAUCUUCAGAAUGAAAUCAAUGACACCAUGACGUACUAUGAAGUGACUGGUGGAUCAGACCUUCUCCCUCAAGCUUUUCUCAAAGUCCUUGAUGUCCCCAUCCUCCUCAACUCCCCAGUUAAGAGCAUCAGCCAGUUAGAUAAUGGUGUAAUUGUAUGGUACCAGACCUCAGAUCCUAGCCAACAGCCCUCUUUUACUCACCUUCCAGCUGACAUUGUCCUGGUAACAACCACAGCGAAAGCAGCCCUCUUCAUGGACUUCCAUCCACCUCUAUCCAUCCAAAAGAUGGAGGCCCUAAGGGGGGUCCACUAUGUGAGCUCUACUAAAAUCAUCCUCACCUUCAGCGAGAAAUUCUGGGAGAAGAACGGCCUCGGAGGAAAGAGCAUCACUGACGGUCCCUCUCGUUUCAUCUACUACCCAAGCCACAAUUUCCCAAACAAUAAGAGCAUCGGCGUCCUCCUGGCUUCCUACACCUGGGCUGAUGACUCCCUCCUCUUCCAGGGAGCGAGCGAUGAAGCCCUGAAAGAGCUGGUUCUGAGAGAUUUGUCAAAGAUCCACGGCGACGAUGUUAGGUCUCUUUGCACAGGGGUGGUGGUAAAGAAGUGGACCUUGGAUCCUUACAGUUUGGGGGCCUUCGCUCUCUUCACGCCCUACCAACAUUUAGAGUACGCUGAGGAGCUCUUCAGAAGUGAAGGCCGGGUGCACUUUGCUGGUGAACACACAGCCUUCCCUCACGCUUGGAUGGAGACAUCUAUGAAAUCUGCAAUCAGGGCUGCUAUCAACAUUAACAAUGUGGCGCUCAAAGACUCAGCUAAAUUUCCAAGAGGAGAUGAGCUCUAGAGUCUGAAGAAUUGAUUUAGUAUUAUGGUAUAAAAUAAAAAGAAUACCAAAAGCUGUAAUAUCUCUAGUUAAUGCCACAGAAAUCUGAUAUGUUAAAUACCACUUUAAUUGACUUAAGUGUACACAAAGAGAAAAAAAAUACUUCAAAAGUAGAUUGAAAAGAAAUUAUUCCUAUACUUUACAUUGACUAAACACUUUUUCCCCCUCUGCCCGACCGUGAGCUGUACUUGCAGGGUUGCAAGAAAUUGGAGCCUAUCCCAGUGCAGAUUGCCACUAUAUAAGAGCACUGACAACCAUUUAUGUUAAUAUUCACACAUACAGACAAUUUACAGUCAGCGUUUAACCUAACCUGUACGUCUUUAGACAGUGGGAGGGAGAACACCAGAGCAAGAAAGGACCCAACCAGCCAAUGGAUUUGAAUUCAAAGUGGCAGCUGAUUCAUUUUUAUUUCUUUUCUUGCCUUGGUUUUCCACCCCAACAUUUCUGUAUUAUACAUAAUAAUUCAAUGGUUGUGGCUGUGAUCUUUGACUCUACCUAACCUCACAGAAAUAAAACUA